Galdieria sulphuraria is the source of this 2557-nucleotide messenger RNA. Its product is annotated as ubiquitin carboxyl-terminal hydrolase 22/27/51. Gene Ontology annotation, biological process: protein deubiquitination. The coding region runs from base 20 to 2536 and encodes 838 amino acids. The transcript is spliced from 3 exons. Lineage: Eukaryota; Rhodophyta; Bangiophyceae; Galdieriales; Galdieriaceae. Gene Ontology annotation, molecular function: cysteine-type deubiquitinase activity; zinc ion binding. The record is from RefSeq and is a predicted model, not a curated record.
CUUAUUGUGUUGCUGUAAUAUGAGAGACCCUCAUAUCUGUUUUAUCGAUGGCUUUUUAUGUUUAUCUUGUGUAUAUCUCUUAUGUAGAAAAGAAAGCCAUAUCUUGGAACAUCGCCAAUUAUCUGGCCAUUCUUUGUUUUUCGAUAUGAGCUUUUUGAGAAUGUAUUGUUUCGAUUGCAAGGAUUAUGUAGCUGACCAAUUAUCUUCCUCAAUUAUUUCUUCUAUCUGUCGAUUAGAUUGGACAAAAAAGACUCGUCAAGUUUUGAAAAAGGCAUCGUUGCCUCCAACAGUAAAGAGACAACUUUUAUGGAUACCUUCUCAACAAGAGUUGGAGUGGAUCAAAGAAUACUCAGUCUCCCCGGAUGAAAAAGAAUCCACCCUGUUUCCCUAUCCAGGACUAUGUGGUUUGCUGAAUUUAGGAAACUCUUGUUACAUGAAUGCCAUUUUACAAGUUAUGUUACAUACACUGCCUUUGAAGCGAUAUUUUUUAUCCGAUUCUCAUCGCUCUACUUGUUCAUUUUCAAGAAACAUUCAAGAAUGUGCAGCUUGUGCCUUAGAUGAUUUGUUUAUGAAAGGAUUUCAUGAAAGUUUCGAAAAGGACUUGUCAGAAAGAGAAGCGUUGUCACCACAAUUUAUUUUAGAAAUUAUUUGGAGACAUUGUGAUUCUUUGGCCAGUUAUGCACAACAUGAUGCACACGAGUUUUUUAUCACCUUUGUAAAUGUUCUUAGACAACAUAUUAUUUGCGAAGAUGCUUGUCCAAAGAAGGAAAGGAAUGGAAUGAAAGUCAAUGGGAGAGAAGUCAUCGAUCAUUUAUUUUCUGGAGUUAUCGAAUCUCAUGUUUAUUGUGGUGGUUGCAAACGUUAUUCGGCAACUUUGGAAGAUUAUUUUGACAUUUCAUUGGAUUUGAAUCACUCUAGUCAAAUGGAGAAGGAAGAAAUGGAAUGCAAUGAAAGUGUUCGUACUUUACAAGAAUGUUUGACUUAUUUCACUAGUCCAGAGGAACUUGAUAAUGGAACCACACGAUAUUGUGAUUAUUGUCAACAACACACUUCAUUUUAUAAGAGAGUUGCUAUUCAAAGGUUACCUCAAAUAUUAUGUUUUCAUCUCAAGCGCUUUCAACAUGGAUUGGAUGGAAAAGGAGUUUCUUCCAAAAUUGAGUCAGAAAUUGGAUUUCCUAUUCGUAGUUUGGAUAUGUCACGUUACAUUUCUUCAGAAAUACUUGAAAGAAAUGAUUUACCUCAAGCAAGUCCUAUUGGAGUUGAAAGAGACGAUGAAGAAGAUAUUCAAUUCAAGUCCAUAAGCAAAGCAAAAAAGGAUGAUGAGAUAUCAUCAUCUUUUAUUCAAAACGAUUUUCCUUUAUCGGAAUCGAAGGAAUACUUAUGCAGUCGUUCAACCAAAGAACAGCUAUCAGAGUUGAACGAUGGCUCCAACAUGAAUACUUCAUUAUGGAAUAUUCAAAGUAACUAUAAUGAGGAGGAAAUAUUUUAUGACUUGUAUGCUGUUGUGAAUCAUAUUGGAAAGAUGGACCAUGGACAUUAUAUUACUUGGAUAAGGGAACAAAAUACUUGGUUGAAAUGUGAUGAUGAAGUCAUCAGUGUAGAACCCUUUUCUACAGAAAGUGUUGCAAGUAGUUCUCAAGCCUAUUUAAUGGAGGAUCAAAACGUGGGGUCAAUGACUUGUGGUUUUAUAGUGCCUUGUCGUUAUUUCCAUCUUUGGACUGGAAAGAGUUCUCGUCGUGGUUGGAUAAGAACAAACUGGAGUGGUAGACCUUUAGUCUCGUUCAAGUUACCAACCAAGUGCCUUGGGAACUAUUCUACUAUUCGUUCUUGUUUAGAGUCCAACGUUGCAAAACAGAAAGACAUACAUAACCGUGUUUUUACUGAUAAACUAUUCCUUACGCGUCAACAGUUGAACAGAUGUAAAAGCUCUCUUCAACUCUCUUAUCGUUCUACUUUGGAAGAGAUAGGGAUAUUGGAAUAUGGAGAUGUGAAAGAAGCUGUUGAAAUCAAGUUAUUGGUUCAAAAGUGCGGUAGUGAUUAUAUAGUAAAAAGUAGAGUGAAUACUUGUUUGACCUGUGAGUGUGAUCGUUGUUUAAACCCGUUUCGUUUAGCAGUGGAAGGUUAUUUUCAGUUGUUGCUUUCUUCUAACCCCAACGUCCAAGAAGUGGAUCACAGUGUUGUAGGAGGAGAAGAGAAGGAAACCCAGCAGUUGACGUCAACAACAGUGGUGGGUUUUGAAGACUUGGAAAUGGAAGUAUGGGAACCUUUUACUUCAGAUGUUGAUCAAGUCUCGUUGUAUUCUCAUGUAUAUGAUUCCGUUAUGUUAUCUUUGCCUAGUAAAAUAUUGUGUGAUGAAAGUUGUCCUGGUAUUCCUAUUGGAGAAUAUCGGAAGAAUGUGGUUUCGGAAAGUCUACUAUCCAUUUCUCAACAAGAUAAUGAGUCGUUAUCAGUGGAUACAGAAGAUAAGCCUGUUGGAUGGGAAGAUAUUUACCAACUGAAGAAUUACUUUGAAAACAGAAAGAAUUGUGGCAAAUAAAGAUUUUAUUUCCACAAUCAU